AUGAAAGAAAUGAUUCGAGGAGUCGGAAGAAGCAUGAUGGUUACCGCCACUACCUUGAAAGUCGAUGAACUGGACGGAUAUCAAUUUUUCAGAGAAUAUACACGCGUUAGCGACGAAUCUAUGUGGCCUUCAUAUAUUUUUUUGACUUCUGUACUUUUGCUGCUAUACGAUUUGAGGUUAUACCCGAAAACUUUGAGGAAACUUGAUAAAUACAGUCAGAUCACGAUUGAGUUUUUAGUAGCACUAUUUUUGAUGGAGCAUAUUUUAUAUGAUUUUUGGUUUCCAUUGGAAACUGGUACUGAAAUGGCACUGAUAAAACUGGCAGAUAAAAUUGAUGAAUCUAAAAUUGAAAACGUACAACAAUUCGAAACUGUUUCCGAAUCGAUAAAAAGUUCGACGUGUAAAAUUAUAGCUAUUUAUAUUCUCAGUAUAUUUUUCCUAUUGUCUGUUCUACAUGCCAUCAGAGCCGUGGAUUUCAGAGCACUUCAGGACGGCCCUUCUUGUUUUUUCGGCGACAUUUCGUAUAGAUUAAAACGUUUCCUAAGGAAAAAAUUGAAAAUUUUGGGUAUUAAGAAACAACGAAAGGUGAAAAUUCAAGAAUCGAAGGAAAUCUACAAAAGCGACUGUAAUGGAAAACGUAAAGUCGCCGAAAACACCUCAUUGGAUAAUUUUGUAAUUGAAGAUUAUGAUGGAGCAGAUAAUAUAGAUGACGCAUCUCUUCAGUUCAAUGAUUUCGAUAUUCCAAACGAUAAUGAUUUGUUAUGUGAUUGA
Molecule: messenger RNA, 771 nt
Organism: Diorhabda sublineata
Lineage: Eukaryota; Metazoa; Arthropoda; Insecta; Coleoptera; Chrysomelidae
Exons: 4
Coding region: 1-771 (256 amino acids)
Source: RefSeq, a predicted model, not a curated record